AUGCUUUCAAAACGGGAGGUGCUUACGGUACAUGUGGCACCUGAGCAAAGGCUGCAUAGGAGGAACGUUCUUGGCAUUCUGGUACCCGACGUCGAUUUGAACGCUGUCCAGAGACUGCAGAAUUUUGUUGCGUUCAUCUGUAGCGCCUGGGCUUCCGUGUUGAGACUCAAUCGGUGGCUGAUCGGCCAGAUUGGGAUUGGAAAUGCAAACAAGACGGCCGAGCCCGAUGCGGCCGAGCCUGACCGAUUCCAGGGGUUCAAUGUCGCCGGUACCUCCUUCGCCCCUCGCGAUGUCUCGUUCGUCAUGGAAAAACUGGAGCAAAACCUGGCGAAUGCAACCUCCUGGCCUCCCCGUGUCUGGGCAUCCGACGAUAAGAAACACACGGCCCCCGAACCUGCUGUCCGCGGGCUGAGUAGGAAUGCCGAUGAUGUAUACAGCAGUGGCUUAUCCUGA
Messenger RNA from Diaporthe amygdali, 453 nucleotides. RefSeq lists its product as uncharacterized. The record is from RefSeq and is a predicted model, not a curated record. Bases 1 to 453 code for a protein of 150 amino acids. Lineage: Eukaryota; Fungi; Ascomycota; Sordariomycetes; Diaporthales; Diaporthaceae. The transcript has 3 exons.